CUUAAAUUUAAAAAAAUAAUAUAUAAAAGAAAUUCUCCGUCUAUCUCUAAAACAUGGUUAUCUUCUGUCUUACUCUUGCUACUCUCCUUCCACUAAGAUCUAGGCUUGCCUUCACUCACUUUCUUUUUUAAUUAUAUUGUUAAUUAUUACUGUUGUUAAUAGACUCCAGUUUUAGUAAUUUCGGUUUGAUGGACCGGAAGCGAACGGAGAGCCCCAGCUACACGCGCCGGUGGAGUAGUCACUCGGGCACGGGGAGCACUGGCGGCGGUGUUGAGUCACCUGCAUUGUCGCCGGCGCAUAACCAGCCCCGCCACGCGCGUUCUUCCUCCGCCACUGGCAUUUCCAGCAUAAAGCGCACCCAAAACUUCGCCGCGAAAGCUGCGGCUCAGCGGCUUGCUCAGGUCAUGGCUUCGCAAACCACUGACGAUGACGAUGAAGAAGAUGACGGCGACGAUCUAGGUUUCCGGUACAGUGCUCCACCUCCUCUCGCUCUCUCUAGAAAAAACACCGCCGCUACGGCUGGUGGUGCCGGUAAUAAAACCGCUCUUAACUCUACGAGGAUCGGGAGAUCUCCUUCACCUGCGUUAGCACGGAACUUGGUAGAGGAAGCACCAUCAGUUCGAUCGACAUCAACUGGAAGGUCAUCAAUGUCUCUUCGUGCAGCACCACCUGUACCGCCGCCUAAUAAAACAUCACUGAGGACUGCUGUCUCUCUACCUUCUGAGUCUCCGAAAAACCGACAACCAGAGAAAAGAUUCACAUCAGACAUUGGGUUUAACUUGAAAGAUACAGGAGAUUACCGUGAGGCUUCUGCACUUCGAGAUGAACUAGAUAUGCUGCAGGAAGAAAACGAGAAUGUCAUAGAUAAGCUCAGACUUGAGGAAGAAAGGUGCAAGGAAGUGGAGGCUAGAGUCAAAGAGCUUGAGAAACAGGUUGCUGCUCUUGGUGAAGGGGUAUCUUUGGAAGCCAAACUGUUAAGCAGAAAAGAGGCUGCAUUGCGUCAAAGAGAGGCUGCACUUAAGGAUGCAAAACAAACUAAGGAUGUUGUAGACAAGGAGAUUUUGUCUUUUAGAUCUGAAGUUGAGAAUGCUAAAGAUGAGGCAACAGCCAUUGUAAGGCAGCUUCAUGGAGCUGAAUCUGAAGUAAAAGCCCUUCGUUCAAUGACUCAAAGAAUGGUAUUGACUCAAAAAGAGAUGGAAGAAGUUGUCCUUAAGAGGUGUUGGCUUGCUCGUUACUGGGGCUUAGCUGUGAGAUAUGGGAUCUGUGCAGAUAUCGCUGUGUCUAAGCAUGAGUACUGGUCAUCAUUAGCUCCUCUUCCUUUUGAGGUGGUUGUUUCUGCUGGACAAAAGGCUAAGGAGGAGUUUUCUGAAAAAGGUGAUGAUGAGAAUGAAAAGAGGAGCAAACUUGUUGAGGAUUUGAGUGACCUGACUGGAGAAGGAAAUAUUGAGAGUAUGCUUUCAGUUGAAAUGGGUUUGAAGGAGCUUGCAUCCUUAAAGGUUGAGGAAGCCAUUGUGAAUGCAUUGGCCCAACAGAGAAGAGCAAGUUCUGUUAGAAUUUCAUUGUCUGAUAUCAAGUCACCACGUGAUCCAAAGUUUAUGGAGGCAUUUGAAUUGAGUCCAGAGGAGUCUGAGGAUGUUCUCUUCAAGGAGGCAUGGCUUACAUAUAUUUGGAGAAGAGCCAAAUCCCAUGGCAUAGAGGAGGAUACAGCCAAAGAGCGACUUAAAUUUUGGAUCAGCCGUUCUGUGCAUUCACCAAGUUCACAUGAUGCUGUUGAUGUUGAGGAAGGACUGAUGGAGCUUCGGAAAUUGGGCAUUGAACGUCGACUUUGGGAAGCAUCUCGAAGGAAUUGAGUGGGAUGAUUCUUCUUCAAAGAGUAGUUGAAAGAGUUCUUGACAGACUGCACUGAGAUAUGUAUUUUACAGUUUCUAACUGUAUUCGUUUGACUAGAUUUCCCCUCCAAAUGAGCUUCUUCUUCUUCUUCUUCUUCUUAUUAUUAUGUAGAUAAGUAAUGAGCACUGAUUAUGGGUUGCAUGCUUUUCUUGAUAUGAGAAUUGAGGUAUUGCUUCGGCAAAUAAAUUAGUUUAAAGGUAA
This is a messenger RNA of Gossypium raimondii (Peruvian cotton), 2091 nucleotides long. RefSeq names its product coiled-coil domain-containing protein SCD2. The coding region runs from base 189 to 1850 and encodes 553 amino acids. The record is from RefSeq and is a predicted model, not a curated record. The transcript is spliced from 17 exons. Gene Ontology annotation, biological process: cytokinesis by cell plate formation. Lineage: Eukaryota; Viridiplantae; Streptophyta; Magnoliopsida; Malvales; Malvaceae.